Molecule: messenger RNA, 5054 nt
Organism: Stylophora pistillata
Lineage: Eukaryota; Metazoa; Cnidaria; Anthozoa; Scleractinia; Pocilloporidae
Source: RefSeq, a predicted model, not a curated record
GCGACAUUCAGAAGAAAUUUAUGGCAUUGAAAUGAGACUGCAAAGUCAGAUUUCAAACACACUACUGGUAAAGAACCAACAGAAGGAUUUACAAUCCAAAAUAGAACGGCUGGAAGAAGAGAGGAACAGACUCAAAGAGGACUUAAGAAAUUCAUCUGUUGGUAGCAGGGAUCGAUAUUCUGGCGCAGACUUGGAAUACCAGGAUAUUCAAAUGGUUCGUCAAAGGUACGAGGAAGAAAAGAGAAGCAAGAUAAGGCUUGCUAACGACAUGAAGUAUCUGCUAGCUGAUAUCACGGACCUUAAAGAAAGAAACCACAGACUACAAGAUGAUUUCCUUCGAGAAAGAAUGGAAAUAAAAGCGAUGAUAGAGAAACAGGCCAAUGAAAUUACUCAGGAGUAUCUGACACAGAUCAGCAAAUUGCAGAGGUCACUGAUAGAUGAAACUAAAAGAAGGCAAGAGGCCGAAGCUGGCAGAAAUGGGCUGAUAUACAGCGAGGAAAAUCAUACCAGCUGUACAGGUGUUCAGACGGAUAUGAAUUCCAGGUCUGGUCAAGGUAACAAUGAUUUCCAGGUGCAGCUAGCCAACGAGAUUAGACGACGAGAAAACCUAGAAGUAGAGAAUAAGAAACUUCUAUAUAAACUAAACGAAAUUCUAUCGGCUGAUGCGAAUCACAAAGGAAUUGACCAUGCUAAUUUCAAAGGGGCCACUUUGAGAGGAAAUCAAACACACAAUGUAGGGUCUUCGAUAAAUAACCAAGAGAGUGUUAAAAAACGGCAAGAACUGCAGAGUGAAAUAGAUGAUCUUCCAGAUAAGCUAGAGGUAUCGAAAAACGAAGCUAAGAAGAACAAAGAGCUCAAGAGGAAAAACGAAGAUCUUGAGGAAGAGGUCACUCGAGUGACUCGAAAGCGAGAUGAACUCUUAGCUGGCCAGAGAAACCUCACUCGCGAAGUUGACCAUUUGUCUCGCACACUGGAAGAUGUGGAAAGGCGAAACAGAAAGCUUUCUGAAGAAGCUGAACGAUUCACGCGGAAGAUUCAGGAACUUGAAGAUUCAUUCCUUCAAGAAAAGAUAACAUUGACAAGAAAUUACGAAAAUGAGAAGGCUAGAGCCGUAGAAGAAGUAACAAAAGCAAAAGAAGCUUGUGAGAGAAGACUUCAGGUGCAAACAGAAACAACAAGAAGGCUUGAGGAGAAAAUACUACGCCUAGAAGGACAAAUAUCAGCAAGCGUUGGGACUCAAACGGGGGGCUCCCUCACUACACUCCCUUCGGAUAAUGGCGCUACAAAAGAUCGUAGGAGUCGCAUUAUUCAUUCACAAGACGAAAAAUUAAAGGAAGAGGUGGAACAUUUAGAGGCUAUGUUAAAAGAUGCAAACAAAAAGCAUGCAGAUGACCUCAAGAAUCUUGAGGCACAAAAACGACGAAUGUCAGAAGAGUUUGACAGAGAGAGACAGUCAUUAGAAAAGUACUUUGAAAAAGAGAAUAGAACUCUGAAACAAAGGCUGCAAGAUGUUGAGUCGAGUAUCCGUGGAGACGGUGUGGGGUUUAUUGGCAUAGAAGGAGAGAGUAGAGAACACAGUAUUAGCAAUUUAGGAAGGAGAUCUCCUCCAAACAUUGAAGGAACAAAAGAUUUACCUCGAUUUCAAUCCAGGAACGAAAUAUACGGCAAGAAAUCUAAAGAAAGUGAGUUUCAGCAAAAAGUCCAGGAGAUGGAGAGAAGAUAUGAUGAAGAGAAAAGGGAUAUUUUGAAUCGAGCCUCAAGGGAGAAGGCAAAGUUAGAGGACGAAGUAAGAGAAGCUAAGGAGAAACUUACUAGUUAUCGCCGUUUACUCGAGGACGAAAUCGAAGACUUGAAAAGGAAGCACCGAAAAGAAAUAGAUAUACUAAAUGAAGAGCUAUUAAAACAGAGGGCCGAAUUCGAGGAAAGACUUCGUACGGCGGAGUGUACCGUAUCAAGAGGCAUGAUCGGUGCGUCGACCAUUUAUGACAACUCAAAUCAUUUUGAUCAGAUUAACGAAACAAGAAGAGAAGAUGGCCUUCAAGACAAAAAAAGUCCCAAAGCAAUGGUUGGAACGUCGGGAACAAAGAGAGAUCGAUAUGGCUUUCAAGAAUUUGAUAGAGCCUUUUCCCAAGAACCCGGGAAUCCAAAUGAUGUGGGCGCUCGAGACGGAAAGUCAACUAAGAUAACAAGCCAAUAUGGUUUUGAAGAUGACAACAGAGUUGGAAGAGGAAGAAAAACUGUUGAAGAUGGUAUGGGAGGAAGAGCUGGUCUAGAAAAUGAAACUAUAGUGUACAGAGAAGAAACGAGAGAUUAUCAAAGCCAGUCGCAGAACGAAAAGAGAAAGUUUAUGGAGGCAAUACAUUCUCUGACGCAGGAGGUUAACGCUCUUAAAAAUGAAAAGAAAGAAAUGAAGAAUUGCUUCAAAAAAGAAAUGGAAAAGCUGACAAAAGUCAACGAUGUCGAAAAGAAAACCAUUCGGGAAAGAGCAGAGAGAGAUAAAGAUGACGAAGUAACACGAGUAAAAGAAAAUUAUGAAGAAAAAUUGGCCUCUGAACGAAAAAGACUGCAAGGAAACAUUGAUGAAUUUCGACGAAAGAUAGCAUUAACAGAAAAAAAAGUCAGGGAUAUGGAAGCCCAACAACGGAACGAGAGAAUGCGUUACCAGGAACAAAAAAUGAAUGCAGAAAAGAGCCUUAUCCAAAGUCAAGAUGAGUUAAAAAUAAAACUGGAACGAGAUUACAGAAAGAUGCUGAUCGAUGAAAAACAAAAAUUUGAGCAAACAAUUAAAGGAUUAACGACACAAAUAUCUUUCCUGCAAAAUCAGAGGAAAGAAAUUCAAGAUAAGUUGCAUAAGAACGAUGUGGCAGCCAAUGCUAGCGCAAAAACAGAGCAGGAGUCAAGAAGCAGGAUGGUAAUUCAGAUGGAACACGAGUUCUUUGAGCGGGUGCAACGCGAGAAAAGGCCCCUGGAAGAUAAAAUUAAGGACCUUCAGCAAGAAAUCAAUAAGCUGAGGAGGGAAAAAUCUGAACUGAGUGAUGUUCUGGAGGGUGAAAAGCAAGAGCUUGAAAAUGAGCGGGAGAAAAUGCAAGCAGAGAUGAAGAGAAAGCUCAGCAAAGCGAGAGAGGAUAUGGAGAGAAAGGCGAACGUUAUAGGGAAGCAUAUGGUGGCAACACCUGUAAAAAGUGUCCUCGUUGGCUCCGAAACUUGUCAUCAUUGCGCUCAAUCUGAUGUUCGACAGUACAAGGAGCAAAUCAACUUGGUGGAACAAAGGAAUAUGACUCUCAAAACCAAAACAGAGAGACUGGAGCGAGAGCUCAGAGUUAUCGGUGACAGAUUGAAAACUCUGGAAGUACGAAACAAGGAUUUAGAAACUGCUAACAGGGAGGAAAUGAGCUAUGGCAAAGAUGUAUUCCGGUCAGGUUCUGGACGUUAUGGAGAAUCAGACAUCCGCGGAGCCAACGACCUUUCAACUGGCUCAAUGAUUAGUGGCAUGAGGACGGAAACCAGAAUUUUUCAGCCAAACCUUUCUCCAAGACUGAGUUUGGCUAAUGGCAGUUCUUUGUCGGGUUCAGGGCUAUCCUAUGGUGACAUUCUUGAUAAGGUUCGGUAUACAAUGCACACCACAGGAGGUAUUUAUGACGCUCUCAGGGGUCCAAUGGCAAGCACAAGCGGAAUGGUCAGCGGAGGGUUCCUUGGGGGUACAAGUUCUGCACUAAGGCAUGGCAAUCCAAUAACAGGAGGCACGCUUAAUCAAUCGACGGUUUCUUCUCUGGGAAUAAGAAAUAUCGAAGUUAGCAGUUCUCUCGGUAAUGUAGGCGGAAAUUUGAUAGCUGAAGGAGUCGGAGGCGCCUCUUAUGGCAGAGAAGGGAAUCAUUCACCGUCUGAACGGUAAAGAUAGUGAAAACUCAACCAGAGGACUUAAGUCCAGGCUUUAGUGAUCACAAUGAGAGCAAAUCUUUCUUUCAAGGACAAUACAAUGACAACUAUUUUGAAAUAUAGGGCGUUGAGAUAACUACAGGGGGUAUUUUAAAGACCAUAAUUUAUCCAGAAUACAUUGAACAUCACAAUCAGGAAUUACCACGAUGAAAAGAGUUCCCUUAUGCUAAUGUAUCCUUCUUGGCCUUUCACAAUCUAUUAUAUAAACCCUAUUAGUAAUGUGCGGAUUGCAUGCUCAGUUACGUACCAAACUUCCUUAAUUUUCAAAGUUGGCAAAGUAAAAGCUUUUGUUAAUUACUAAGAAGCCGAUUUUUUUAUUUUUUAAAACGGGCACUUAAGAGAUCAUGUGAUCAAACUGCCUCAGUUUGUUAUUUUAGUUUCGUUAAGCAAUAGUAAGAGAUGCAUUUGGUUAGUUAAAUGCAUUAAGCUUUUAUAAGUUACAACAUGCUCUGGUACCUUUCGUUCUAAAUCUUAGUCACGGAUAUCGUGAUUUUGUGUAUCCUCUAUGAGCUUAAAUUUAUUUUCUAGGAAUUGUUUUUGACAUGUUGAUACUGUAUAUAUCAAAGAAAGUAUCAUUCCUUUGUCAGGUCCAGUUUUUUUUAACCUUUUUGCAGGAUUCGAAUUGCAAAUAAUUAGAUUGGGCACUUUGAUUUUCUCUUGGAGGGAUCGAUACUUUUAUUCUUCAUAUUUUUUAUUAUUGAUUUCUACUUUAAAGGAUAGGUUAAGUCGACGUUUGCACGAGACACAUGUAGGGUUAAAAGUGAUAUCAGUUUCACUUAUCAUGUAAUCAAAUUUUAUUUAUGUCUGAAUUAAUGAGACGUUGUUGGAGCUGUAAAAUCGUUAACAAAUUUUCCUUCAGAUACAGGGGUCACUUUGAGGGGUUUUUAAUAGCCGUGUUGAAUGCUUCAGUGAAGCACACAGUAGCUUUUAGCGAGCAAAGGAAAAAGAUCAAAUAAAGGGGCUUUGAUCUUAUACAGUGUGAGUUUUACAUGUAGUGAAGAUAAUUUUUUUACUCAUCACCAGCAAGAAAUAGGAAUUCUUUACGUGGGCUGGUAAUUUCGGCGUACUAAUAGUAGAAUUUAGCAUUCUUUGCAUUUUAUUUCAGUUUAUUAGCAUUC